This is a messenger RNA of Phodopus roborovskii (desert hamster), 2640 nucleotides long. RefSeq names its product NSA2 ribosome biogenesis factor (gene Nsa2). Gene Ontology annotation, cellular component: preribosome, large subunit precursor; nucleolus. The transcript is spliced from 6 exons. Lineage: Eukaryota; Metazoa; Chordata; Mammalia; Rodentia; Cricetidae. Bases 114 to 896 code for a protein of 260 amino acids. Gene Ontology annotation, biological process: maturation of LSU-rRNA; maturation of 5.8S rRNA. The record is from RefSeq and is a predicted model, not a curated record.
CGGGUUGCCCUUUCCUGUUUCGCCUUCCGCGAAGUGGGCUCGUGGACCAGUGAGACCCAGAAGAGGCUUGUAGCGCCCGGGAGCUCGCGGACGGCUGUUCCGCGGCUGUCAUCAUGCCACAAAAUGAAUAUAUUGAAUUACACCGCAAACGCUAUGGGUAUCGUUUGGAUUACCAUGAGAAAAAGAGAAAGAAAGAAAGCCGGGAAGCCCAUGAACGUUCAAAGAAGGCCAAAAAAAUGAUUGGCCUGAAGGCUAAGCUCUACCAUAAACAGCGCCAUGCUGAGAAAAUACAAAUGAAAAAGACUAUUAAGAUGCAUGAAAAGAGAAACACCAAACAAAAGGAUGAUGAGAAGACCCCACAAGGAGCAGUACCCGCCUAUCUGCUGGACAGAGAGGGACAGUCUAGAGCAAAAGUACUCUCCAACAUGAUUAAGCAGAAACGAAAAGAGAAGGCGGGAAAAUGGGAAGUCCCUCUACCCAAAGUCCGUGCCCAAGGAGAAACAGAAGUAUUGAAAGUUAUUCGAACAGGAAAAAGAAAAAAGAAGGCAUGGAAGAGGAUGGUUACUAAAGUCUGCUUUGUUGGUGAUGGCUUUACAAGAAAACCACCUAAAUAUGAAAGGUUCAUUAGGCCAAUGGGCCUACGCUUCAAAAAAGCCCAUGUCACACAUCCUGAGCUGAAAGCUACUUUUUGCCUGCCAAUACUUGGUGUGAAAAAGAACCCAUCAUCCCCAUUAUAUACAACUCUGGGUGUAAUCACCAAAGGCACAGUUAUUGAAGUGAAUGUGAGUGAAUUGGGCCUGGUGACACAAGGAGGCAAGGUUAUCUGGGGAAAGUAUGCCCAAGUUACUAACAAUCCUGAAAAUGAUGGGUGCAUAAAUGCUGUCUUGCUGGUUUGAUAGUGACUUCCACUGAAGACUACACAUCCUUUGGAAAACAUCACUGUGAUCUUUCUGAAUACUACCAAGCUGCCUUACCCAUAAUUGUAAAGAAAAAGAAAAAUAAAAACUGCUCAGUUUUACAGUUAGUCUUUAGUUUGGGGCCUAAGACUUAUGUAUUGAUGUAACUGAGUAGCAAGCAUACAAAUAGAUGUCUGUGAACUAGGAAGUGUAUGCAGCAAUGGAAAAGCCACCAGUAUAGUUUUAAGUACCCGUAAGGUUACUGACCACUUAUUUAUUGGGUGGGCUAGGAAUUUUAGAUCUGUUCAAAUACUUUUCCAUCUCAUUGCCAUUAAUCCUAAACAGUGGAGCAUUUUAAGCACAGGUUUAAAUUUAUAAAAUAUUACAUUAAAAGAAUUAUACUGAAAAUUCACAACUUGUAGUUUCUACAUUUGUAAUUAAUACUUUAUAUAGUACUGCAGUGAAUUCAAGUGUACUUCUACCAUUUCAUAUAUUCUAAAAAUAGGGUAAUGCAUUCACAUUGCUACCAUGAUGUUAAAAAUUGGUUUAGAUAAUUCUAGACUAUGUACCAGUGCCCUGAGAUGCCACAAUUAAAAGUCAUGAUUUGGAAUUAUAACUUAAUCUAAGCAUUUUGUGAUAUAAGAAUCAUGAUUGUGUCUUUGAGCUUCAGAAAGAGUGUAUAUCACCAUACUAUUUUAAAAUUGUUUAUUUUUUUUAAUCUGUCUUCAUCAUAUAGCCAAUAUGAUUAGUUGGGCCUUUGGCAGAAUCAUUGAAUGUCUAAUACACUAUCUAAGAAUAUCUUCAUGAAUGAAAUUCAGAGGAAAGAGAAAAAACUGAAAGCACAGACCAGAAAGCAAUCACAAAAUAUAGGUUUAAUUACUAGUUUAAACAUUGUGGGGUGGGGAACUAGCAAGGAAACAAACGAUAAAUUCUCUGGUAAGACUUGUUACUGUGAAUAAUAUAUCUCCCCCUCCCCAAGCUUUAGAACAUACCAAGAUGAUGAUAAGGGGAAUCACUACACACAGAAUCACCUUGGGACCUUUCUUAACAAUUAGAUUUCAACAUUUUCCACCAAUAAGAACAGGUAAUGUAUGAUUUAUUCACUUAAGUUACAGAUGGUGAAAGGAAAUUUGACUUCAGGUAAUCAGUGGGUAUUGUUGAAAUAGGUUUGCUUGUUUUUUUUUUUUUUUGUUUGUUUGUUUUUUGUUUUGUUUUUUUUUAAGAACUAGAAACAGCAAACUAUCUUGUACCAAAAAGCAUGGUAGAAAGUAUGAAAACAAGCAUGAUGUAUGUUAACAGACCACACCAAAAACACCAGAUUUCUAGUGGACAUAAAAAGCAGAGUUGCUCUCUAAAAUACACUUAUGAGUCGUGUUAGUAUAAAUUCUUUAUUUACAUUGAAAUCUGUUUCAAUUGCUGGUGUGACUACACCUUAGAAGGUAAUCCCCAAGGAAAGAACCUUAGACCAGAUGUUUAGUUGGUAGAAAGGGCUUAAAGGAAGAUUACUCUAAAGUCACAAACCAUCUCAGAUAACAUUGUGGUCAUCUGUUAAGUAAACCAUUAAUAACUAGAUAGCCUGAUUCUGCAAACCAAUGGAAAUAUGAAAGAAGACACAUUAAAGGUUGUGAACAUAUGUAGAAGACUGGCAUUGUAAGUCAUGCUAUUGGAUUGCAUUAAAAAAUCAUAAUAGACUCUCCAUCUCUAAAAGUUGUAAAGGAGCUUUACAAUAAAAUUCUUAAAUAAA